Messenger RNA from Manihot esculenta (cassava), 1446 nucleotides. RefSeq lists its product as uncharacterized. Lineage: Eukaryota; Viridiplantae; Streptophyta; Magnoliopsida; Malpighiales; Euphorbiaceae. The record is from RefSeq and is a predicted model, not a curated record. Bases 100 to 1086 code for a protein of 328 amino acids. The transcript has 7 exons.
GGGCUCACUAAUGGACCGAGCUCGUCGCAACUUUGUCUCAGAAUCACUCAAAUUUCAGAUGCUGCCUGCCGCGUCCAAGGAGAACUGAGCAGGGAGGCAAUGGCCAGGCUAAUACGACCUCUAAGGCAAUGGCCACUGUUCCAGCACCACUGCUGCCCUCCCUCAUCUUUUUAUCAUCUCCUAUCUCCAUCCUUUGUAUUUCCCAUCGAAACUGCUUCUCACCGUCUCGCUUUCGCUACCGUGCUCUCUUCUAAUCGAGGCAUCCAUUAUCGAUCUCGAGGUCUCAGAUUGCCCGAUACUCCUACAGCGUCCGAUAACGAUGAAGGAGCAAACAGCAGUGAUUCAGAUUCAGAUGCAACGAAGAGCCGCAACCAGAAGAAACGCGAGGCUAGGCGCGCCGUUCGUUGGGGCAUGGAGCUGGCUUCUUUCUCCGCCCCUCAAAUCAAUCGCAUUCUCAGAGUGGCGUCCCUUGAGCGAGAAGUGUACGAUGCUUUAAUGCUAGUGAAGAGACUAGGACCCGAUGUUCGAGAGGGAAAGCGGAGGCAAUAUAAUUAUAUUGGGAAACUACUGCGGGAGGUAAAACCAGAAUUAAUGGAUUCUUUGAUUCUUGCAACAAAAGAUGGUGACUGGAGUAGGCUUCAGGCUGUAUCUGGUCUGGAGGCAGGGAUUUUUGGGGAUGAUUAUGAAGAAUCUGACAAAACUGAAUAUGAAGAGGAAGAAAAGGAGGUUUCACAACGUUACAUUGACAUGGCAACCAGAUGGCUUGAUGGCCUGCUCAAUAAGGACUUAAAGAUUACAAAUGAAGUUUAUGCUAUUCACACUGUUGAUUUUGAUCGUCAGGAACUGCGUAGACUUGUUCGAAGAGUGCAUGCAGUUCAAGAACGCAGGAAUAUCGAUGAGGAGAAUGAACAAGAAGUAGAAGCGGCAAUAACGGUUGCCAAAAAGUCCCUAACCCAUUUCCUUCGAGCUCUCGCCAAGCAAAUGCCUAUGGAAUCUAGUCAUAUUGGGUGGAAGAUCCAGUAUUAUAGUCAAAGGAGGGAAACAGGCUUAGCAAAGACAACCAGUGUCCGAUUCUUUUGGUUUUAGACUUGGUGAGGGAAAACUUAAGCAUAUAUUGGCGAUCAGUGACUUUUGCAGUGACGAAAACCUUGAAUCUAAAUUUGCAAAUUGCCACCUCCUGAGUCACCUUUCAGGACUCGCUCUCAACAGUACAUCCAUGCCCUUUAGUAAGAAACUCGUAACUUUCUACGAGCAAUUGAUUAUUUUUUUAAAGAUGUACUAAACACUUAAAUUCAGCUGUUUAAAUAUUUGUUAGCUAUAGUUACAUCCCAGUAGAGUUACACCCUCAUAGUAUGAUGGUUCUUACGGAUGAUGUCUUCAUUAAUUGUGGAUUCUUGUGGCUCACAGCCAACGUUUAUUUAUUUAUAAUCAUUUUUUUUUUGUGAC